Molecule: messenger RNA, 1560 nt
Organism: Hemibagrus wyckioides
Lineage: Eukaryota; Metazoa; Chordata; Actinopteri; Siluriformes; Bagridae
Product: Protein YIPF5-like
Exons: 6
Coding region: 107-856 (249 amino acids)
Biological process (GO): vesicle fusion with Golgi apparatus; endoplasmic reticulum to Golgi vesicle-mediated transport
Cellular component (GO): membrane; trans-Golgi network
Source: RefSeq, a predicted model, not a curated record
AGAUACAUAGUACACCCAGCUAACAGCUGCGUAGGCAGAAGGCAGACCCUUGCAACAAAACGCAACUCAGACUUGGACAGGCUUGUUCUACUGGACUUUUCAAAGGAUGGGGGAGUUCAGGCAGUAUGAUCAAGACUUCUACCAGUCUGAAUAUUACAUAGAUGAUCAGGCCCAAGAGGCAUACGGCUAUGACACAGCAUAUGCCAGUCCACAUUACCAAGAUGUAGACUGUGCAUCUGCUGCAUCAGAAGCCUAUACGCCAUUAACAGAUCCACCUUACAGUGGGCAGAUGUUUCAACCUGCAGCUUCUUCUGGGGCUGCUGAACACACCAACACCUUUGAGGAUGAACCUCCACUGUUAGAGGAAUUGGGCAUUAACUUUGAUCACAUCUGGCAGAAGACUCUGACUGUGCUGAACCCGAUGAAGCCAGCGGAUGGCAGCAUCAUGAAUGAGACCGAUUUAACUGGUCCUGUUAUUUUCUGCAUCGCUUUGGGGGCCACUCUUUUAAUGGCAGGGAAGGUACACUUUGGCUAUGUGUAUGGUAUCAGUGCCCUGGGCUGUGCAGGAAUGUAUAUUCUGCUGAAUUUAAUGAGUGUAUACACAAUAUCCUAUGGAUGUGUGGCGAGUGUAUUAGGAUACUGCUUGCUGCCCAUGGUGGCUCUCUCUGCAUUCGCUAUUUUUUAUUCUCUGCAAGGCAUUCUUGGCACGAUGCUGGCCUUGUUUGUGAUUGGCUGGUGCAGUCUAUCAGCAUCUAAGAUCUUUGCAUCUACACUGGAUAUGGGUGGACAACAGCUGCUGGUGGCGUACCCAUGCACUCUGCUCUAUGGAGUCUUUGCUCUCCUCACCAUCUUUUGAUUAUCCAAUUAAGAAGCUUUGACCGCACUGAAACCCAGUUUAAGGUGACUGAAGAAUUCAAUUACUGGAACUGUUUUACACAGUUUGGGGAAAAAACAGGUAUCCAUCAUACCCCACUCCUGAAUAAAUACUAUUCUGAUAUUCAGUUCAAAUGAAAAAAGAUAUUAUGCAUAUGACAGAUCUCGAUUCAUCCAACAUCCUAAAGCUUUGGCUGUAGUAAUAUUACUGCUAAGCAACAAAUUAUUGUUAUGAUUAUGAAUUAUUAUUGUGAUUAUAUGAUGUCUUCUUUUGUAACGAGUCUUUAAUAUUGAUGUUAUAUGAAGUAUUACUAAUAUUAUUACUGGAUUUACAAGCAUCUUCCUAAAAGUUGUUGUUUUGAAAUUAAUAGUUUCCAUGCCUUGUGUAUAAUCUCUUCCAUCUGGAAUAAAAUCAUAAAUUUUAAGUUUAACUUUUCCUGAGCACAUGAUGUUUAACUGUACCUACUUUCUUCAGUUAGACAUCUGAUGGACUUAUUCAAUUAGCUUUUAAACCUAAACUCCAGUUAUGAGAGAUAAUCUGCAUACAGGGCCUCUCUCUCUCUCUCUCUAUGAUAAAUAAUUGAGGGGCAAAUGAGAGGAUUGACCUUCUGAUCUUGUGCAUAAUUUAACAUGUACAUGUGGAGGAGGUGCAGAAGGUGUGUAACAUUGCAAAGUUCCUGAAGGAUG